Messenger RNA from Astyanax mexicanus (Mexican tetra), 3074 nucleotides. RefSeq names its product G-rich RNA sequence binding factor 1 (gene grsf1). Lineage: Eukaryota; Metazoa; Chordata; Actinopteri; Characiformes; Acestrorhamphidae. Gene Ontology annotation, biological process: regulation of RNA splicing. Gene Ontology annotation, cellular component: nucleoplasm; ribonucleoprotein complex. Gene Ontology annotation, molecular function: RNA binding. The transcript has 23 exons. The record is from RefSeq and is a predicted model, not a curated record. Bases 199 to 2853 code for a protein of 884 amino acids.
UGUAGACGUUCUGUCGACAAUGGCAGGACCAGGACAGGUAGGUGGCGGUAAUGCACCUUCAGUUGGUCUGCCAUCCGCCAUAAACCUGAAAGAAGAAGAAGAAGAAGAAGAAGCGUGUGUUCCUGCUGUCCUCUGCCAGUGUACGGUCACUGUGAGAGCCGGGAGGAGGAUUAGGAGCUGUAUAUCUGUACAUUUAUAAUGUCUGUCUCUGGGAGGACAGCGCUGGUAAAGUCCCUCCUGCGCUGCUGUGGACAGAGGGGGUCUGCGGGGUUUAGGAGGACCCCCAGAGCAGCGGUGUGUGGAGGAGAAGGACUGGGCCCUGUAAAGUUUACAGUGCGGAGAGAGAAACACACAUGGGUUAUACAGCCUGCUCUGAACCCCAGCACCACGCUCACCUGGACCUUACAGAGGAGAUCCCUGAGCUCAGAGACACCAUACAAAGAAGAUGAGUACCCACCUCUUCCAGAGUAUACACCCCCUCAGGAGACCGACACCAAGGAAGUCUUCGUCAUCCGUGUCAGGGGUCUGCCGUGGUCUUGUGUUGCUGAGGACGUGGUGAAGUUUUUCUCUGAGUGUCAGAUUCGUGGUAGUGUAAAUGGAAUCCAUCUAAUGCAUGAUAGAAAUGGGAAGCCAAAUGGAGAGGCCUUUAUUGAGCUGGAGGAUGAGGUGGAUCUUCACAAAGCCUUGGAGCGACACAUGGAGUACCUUGGAUCUCGCUACAUAGAAGUGUAUGAAGUAACAAAUCGUGAUGCUGAAGCCAUAAUGAAAGGCUCAGACAUGAGUCCCAUUAAAGAUGGAGUGGUUCGCAUUAAAGGGCUUCCAUUUAACUGCUCAGAAGAAGAUGUUUUAGAGUUCUUCUCAGGACUAGAUGUUGCGAAAGAGGGAGUAACGUUUGUCUUGGACCACAGAGGUCGAAAAACGGGCGAUGCGUUUGUAAAGUUUGCCAACCAGGAGAUCGCGAAUCAAGCUCUGCAGAGGGACAAAGAUUACAUUGGGAAAAGGUACAUUGAGGUGUUCCCCAGCAAAAACAGCGAGAUCCAUUUCAUCAGAAGGAGAAAAGAAGCUUCAGACACUCCACUCCACACGCGAAGGACUAACAGUGUCUCUGUACCGAUACACCAUGAUAACAUGAGAGGGCUACCUUAUCAAACCACCACAGGAGACAUAAUAAAUGCACCAAGCAAAGAUGAGUACCCAUCUUCUCCAGUGCAUACACCCCCUCAGGAGACCGACACCAAGGAAGUCUUCGUCAUCCGUGUCAAGGGUCUGCCGUGGUCGUGUCUUGCUGAGGACUUGGUGAAGUAUUUUUCUGAGUGUCAGAUUCGUGGUGGUGAAAAUGGAAUCCAUCUUAUGUAUAAUGAAGUUGGUGAGCCAAACGGAGAAGCCCUCAUCGAGCUGGAGGAUGAGGAGGAUCUUUCCAAAGCCAUGGAGCGACACGGGCAGUACAUUGGAUCUCGCUACAUAGAAGUGUAUAAAGUAACAAAUCAAGAUGCUGAAGCCAUAAUGAAGGGCUCCGACAUGAGUCACAGUGAAGACGGAGUGGUUUGCCUCCGAGGGCUUCCAUUUAACUGCUCAGAAGAAGAUGUUCUAGAGUUCUUCUCAGGACUAGACGUUGUGAAGGAUGGAGUAAAGUUUGUCUUGGACCACAGAGGUCGGAAAUCAGGCGAUGCGUAUGUACAGUUUGCCAACCAGGAGAUCGCGAAUCAAGCUCUGCAGAGGGACAAAGGUUUUAUUGGGAAAAGAUGCAGGUACAUUGAGGUGUUCCCCAGCAAAAAGAGCGAUAUCGAUUACAGCAGAGUGAGUAAAGAGGCUUCAGACACUACAUUCCACACACAAAGAACUAACAGUGUCUCUGUGCCGAUACACCAUGAUAACAUGAGAGGGCUAACUAAUCAGGCCACCGCAGGAGACAUAAUAAACGCACCAAGCAAAGAAGAUGAGGACCCACCUUCUCCAGUGCAUACACCCCCUCAGGAGACCGACACCAAGGAAGUCUUCGUCGUCCGUGUCAAGGGUCUGCCGUGGUCGUGUCUUGCUGAGGACUUGGUGAAGUAUUUUUCUGAGUGUCAGAUUCGUGGUGGUGUAAAUGGAAUCCAUCUUAUGUAUAAUAAAAUUGGGAAGCCAAACGGAGAAGCCCUCAUCGAGCUGGAGGAUGAGAAGGAUCUUUCCAAAGCCAUGGAGCGACACGGGCAGUACAUUGGAUCUCGCUACAUAGAAGUGUAUAAAGUAACAAAUCAAGAUGUUGAAGCCAUAAUGAAGGGCUUAGACAGGAGUCACAGUGAAGACGGAGUGGUUUGCCUCCGAGGGCUUCCAUUUAACUGCUCAGAAGAAGAUGUUCUAGAGUUCUUCUCAGGACUAGAUGUUGUGAAGAAUGGAGUAACGUUUGUCUUGGACAACAGAGGUCGGAAAUCAGGCAAUGCGUAUGUACAGUUUGCCAACCAGGAGACGGCUAUUGAAGCUCUGCAGAGGGACAAAGGUUACAUUGGGAAAAGGUACAUUGAGGUGUUCCUCAGCAAAAGGAGCGAUAUCGAGUACAGCAGAGUGAGUAAAGAGGCUUCAGACACUACAUUCCACACACAAAGAAUUAACAGUGUCUCUGAGCCGAUACACCAUGUUAACAUGAGAGGGCUACCUUAUCAAGCCACUGCAGGAGACAUAGUAAAUUUUUUCUCCCCAAUUAGGGUGUUGAAGGUUCUGAUUGAGUAUUGCCCCGAUGGGCAACCUCGAGGCGUAGCUGAGGUGUACUUCAGAUCACACCAGGAUGCACUGGCAGCAAUGUCUAAAGACAAAGAAUGUAUAGACAACAAAUCUAUCGAAUUGUUCCUAAAUUCACAGACAGCAGGAGGAAACUAGAUACAACUGUGUAAAUGUCCAAAGUACCUGCAAUGUUUAUUUAUCUAUGCUGAAUAUUUGUCAUUAAAACUGCAAAACUCAGAAUGCGUUCCUUAUGUGGUAUACUGUCCAUUAUUCUAGAGUCAGAUCUUCACAAUAAUAGCUUCAUUACAAUAAAAUCAGUACUGUUAUGCUGUAAAAGAUUUGUGCCAUAGAACUAAUAAAUAUAUAGUAAAUCUUUA